AUGCGAUGGUUGGCACCACUUGACAGGCGGGAAAUCACUCUCAUUCUUUUUUCUUUAUGCACCUAUUUCCUGGCCUUUAACUUUGAAACUUCUUUACGACUUCUGGGAAUUGAUCCUCUGGCAAGCCAGGGAGCCUUCUUUCGAAAAAUUGGUCUUGGUAAGACCAAACUCAUAGGAAACGACGGACGGAAACCUCAAGGAUGGAGAGAUGCUCUCGAAACCGAAAUUUUUGGUGACUGGCGUUGGGACGAGAAUCAUAUUGCUGGUGACGGCGAGGAGAGGAGCCAAUCAAGCGGUAAUGGGCGGCACGGAGCGACGUGGAUUGGAAGUCAGGCUGCGGGUGAUUUGCUGGGUGAAGUAUUUGGAAAUAUAACAGUCGACCAAGCACUUCAGGUAUGGGGGGAGGACAUACCGCAGACAAAGGUUGUGAAACAUGUGCCCGGCUACACUAUUCUGGAUAAUGUCAUGAUCUUUAACGGCUCUGUUUAUCUUGUCACAGAGGAUGAAAAGUCUUUCCCCCCAAUGGCGUCUAUGGUCGCCACUGUUGGCAAUGGAUUCGCGGAGUGGAAGUUCCUGUCGAAACCGCAGGCGCUGGCGCAUGUAGGAGAUUACGGCUCAAUCAUUCGAGGCGUCUCGUGGAUGCAAGCGGACUCUGACCCACAUAAUUCUACUCUUUUCGCUUUGUGGCGGCUCUACAGCACACUGGACACUUCAAUUGAUUACAAUGGCCUUACGCAUCUCCCACCUCCACAACGCAUGCUUUUCCCACACAAUCGUUUCUUCACCGAUGCCAAUCCCGACUUUAGCAAACAUUGGCUACGUCGCGUGCGCGUCGACACUGGGUUUCAUCCUUACCUCGCUAAGGCCGCUUUCCCCCACCUCACAAUGCUGUACUAUGAAGACUGGGAAGAUUAUCACAAAAUGGUAGUACCAUUCUUUUUCGAGCGCCUCGUGGUGGCCGACCGUCAAGCGGCGGGACUCUCAGUGAACUCAGAACAGCCCACAUUCUCGCCACCCUUCGAUCUUGAGGCCUCAAAGAAUUGGUGGGAACCUGUGCGGAGGACUUUGGCUCUGUAUUUCGACGCAUACGACGAGAAGGCCAAAGAUAAGAAAGUCAUCACCUACCUCCACAGACAAUCCGAGUCAACUGGUCCAAAGUUGGUUUCCGAGGAUCACGAUGCCCUUGUGCGUGCGCUGCAAAAGUUGGGUCGUUCACGUGGAUAUGUCGUACAUCUCGUUUCCACCUCAACCAUUGAGACGGAUUGGAGCGUAAAAAUGGGCGCUGUGGUCCGGUCGUCGGUUAUCCUUGGGGUUCAUGGAAACCACUUGUUUGACUGCGUAUUCAUGAAGCCGUCACCACAAGCUACAUUAAUGGAGUUCUUCCCUGCUGAUACAUUUGCUCAUGAUCGAGAGCUUACUGCUCACUCCCUAGGCUUCCACUACGUUGCUUGGCAGGGCAAUCAAGAAUUCACAUCCGAAAACCUCCCGAAGCCAUCACCUCCAAGUGAUGGCCCAGUGCAUGUCGACGCGGAUGCUGUUAUUCAGGCCGUUCAAAAGGCCCUAUCUCAUGCAUGA
Molecule: messenger RNA, 1575 nt
Organism: Laccaria bicolor S238N-H82
Lineage: Eukaryota; Fungi; Basidiomycota; Agaricomycetes; Agaricales; Hydnangiaceae
Exons: 6
Coding region: 1-1575 (524 amino acids)
Source: RefSeq, a predicted model, not a curated record